Molecule: messenger RNA, 981 nt
Organism: Diuraphis noxia (Russian wheat aphid)
Lineage: Eukaryota; Metazoa; Arthropoda; Insecta; Hemiptera; Aphididae
Product: XK-related protein 6
Biological process (GO): apoptotic process involved in development; phosphatidylserine exposure on apoptotic cell surface; engulfment of apoptotic cell
Cellular component (GO): plasma membrane
Source: RefSeq, a predicted model, not a curated record
AAUCUAAUGAAACAAUACGAUGGACAAAAAUCGAGAUGACAUUAGGACUACAAAACAUCUGGUUCACAAAGCUGAAAGUAAUAGAUCUAAAUCUGGUUUGGAUGAGCCAGAUGAGCUCCCCAAAGAUCUGAGCAUUUCCUACUGGGAUUUAAUUACGUUGGUCCUAGCUAUUGUUAGCCAUGUUAUUGAUGUUUGCAUUGAUUACAAUGUCGCCUAUCAGUAUUACAGAUAUGAAAAGCAUAAUUAUUUUGUAUUGACGGUUAUUUUCAUAGCAGUUCCGUCCAUAAUAAAUACAUAUAUGAGUUUAAAAAUUUAUUCUAUUCAAGAAGAUGUGCAAAGAAUUACCCAAAAAUUACUUUCAAAUCGACUAUUAUUACCUUUCUUAUUGAUAUUUCAAAUGGCUCCUGUAUUAAGGUAUUAUGAUGUAUUGAAAUAUGCGCUAAAGUCUCGUAGUGCUGCUCGUAAAGGAAAUUAUGAUGAUCAGAAGAACUACUAUGCAUUAAUGGCUAAAGAAGACUCCUAUGUGUCAUUGUUACGAAUCUUUGAGUGUUUUUUAGAAGCUGUCCCUCAACAAAUAUUACAAAUAUUUAUAGUUUUAGCUGAGAAAAAACAUGGUUCUACUUUUCAAAGUAAUAUAACUAUUUGUAAUUUUAAUACUGAGUAGAUACCUACUAUUUUAAACACCCAAUAGUCAAGGUAUUGGCACACUGAGUUUUAGGAUUUCUUACAUUUGACUACAGUUAAGCUGUACAUUUAAAUAAUUUGAUUCAAUUAUAUUUUCUAUUAAUUUUUGUACUAAUUUCUCAUUAUAAUUUAAAAAUUAAAUUAUGGUCAAACACUCAUCACCAGCCUAUAUUUUGAGUAGCCCACCAAGAUUAUUUCAUUAUCUUGCUGGCUUAAUCUUGAGUCUGACUGUUGUUGAUAAUUUUUUGAGAUAUAAGUCCACAAUAAAUUUGUAAAAUAUUGAAACUUUAAAAUGCA